UAGGUCUCUAAUCUAGCAGUAUACGAAUGAUGUAUGACCGGUCGCUUCAGGACGCCGAAGACGUCCAAGUAUGAAUUCGUCUACCCUGUCGACGAGCACUCUAGGACACUCGACGGGACAGAGAACGCCGGAGUCCCAGGACUCGGAGCUGACCUCCAGCGCGACUCAAACCUCCAAGAUUCUAAAUCAGAUGAAAUCCGAGCUGCAGGAACAAAAGCAACGUAAGCGAUUUCUCAAAGAGCUACACGCGAAGCGCGUGCAAUCCUUGCGAAAGGAACUGGAUUAUCUUAAAGCGACGGAGUGGAGAUAUCAACCUAUCGAUCGGUACUUAGAUAGGAGCCAGAGAAAUUGAAGAUGCUGUCGUUAUUUUAUAAAGGCUUACGGUAUGCUGCGAGCUACAUACGUACGGAUAAGACUCCGGAGGAAGACAUAGAUGAAGUCAUAUCUCGUCUAGAACAUAUAAACGAGAUCGACGUGAACGUACCGGUUAGGCAAACGGAAACACUAGAUAAACAAGGAUGUUACUACAGGACGGGCAUUGUCACUCGUGUCUCUGUAGAUCACAUCCUCAUAGAUGAUUGCUAUAUGUACGAAAAGAUCGAUGGAUCGACUAACAAGGUGGAAUUAGGCGAUAAGGUUUACUACCUACUGUACCUGCGGGACGAAAAGGCGCAGCCGAAAGUAGGAAAAAUUAUCAAUGUGAUAGACGACAGCUGGGACGAUUCAAAUGUCAGUACCCACAAUAACACUCAAUUGAUGCAGAAGAGCAUAGUCGCCAAAGUGAUAAAACGCGAGGGCCGAGUGGUCAUUGUCGAGCCGAAUAAUAUUCGCGUUGACCUGCACAAGGUACGAUCGGACUUCAUACCGAUAAUUGGCGAUUGGGUGACGUUAGAGUCCUUGGUCGAAUUGAAGGACAGCUCUUUGGAUCUCAACGGCGAGGUCCUGGAGGUCGACAGGAUUAAACCGUUGCGAUCUAAGCUGGACGUUGGCGUGAUCUCGGAGUACAAGCCGGGGGAAGGAGUGGGAAUAAUCAAUAAGCAGGUGAUCUUUCACAAGCCUGUGUGUGAUGCGGGUUACAUUCCCUGCAUCGGCGACAAAGUGGUGAGCGACAGCAUAGAAAGUGACCAAGGACGUUACAGCUGGAGAUCGGUGGCCAUAGUUCCGCUAACCCAGAUUUCAAAUAAGUCCAUUCAGUUACCAGGCAUAAACAAUAUUCCUUCUAUGUUAGAUUCUAAGGACUUGCUAAAAAACAAAUAUGGUAUUAUCAUAGACGAUAACUUGAGAUUCAAUUUGAACAUAGGAGAAGAGAAAACUUUGCCAGUCUCGAUACAAAACAACGGCAGUUAUGCUCACAUGUUGCAAGGCGGCUCUUUUAUGCCACAGAAGACUCCGUCUCAGUUGUCACUAGUGUCACCGGCAAAUGCAGAUACCAGCACAGUAGUAAAUUCUUUCGAAAAAUUCACUUAUACAUUUAAAUGCAAGGCACAAUUUGUCGGCAUGUCCGAGGAGCUGUUCACUUUUCACUUCAAGGACUUCAAGAUAGCGAGAGUGUUUCAGAUAACUGUCAAAGCAAAGAGCACUUCACAGAGAACUAAUUUCACAUUUAAUCCACGAAGGAAUGACAAAACAUCUACCUUGAACGAGAUAAUGGAUAUUACAUGUAUUCCCGGGAUAAGACCGAUUAAAACGCCAAAAUUUGUCAAAGUACGCACCGGAGUGUUCAAAAUACCGCAAUACAUUCGGAAUAUAGUCCAGGAUACCACAAAGUCUGUGAAAUCACAGACGGAGUGCGAGAUCGCUAUUGGAGAGCAGAUACCCUGUCUUCUAGAACCACUUUCCAUUCAUACGUAUAAGGAUCGUUUUCACAACUUGUUGUAUCUAGAGGAAAUAUCUCAAAUGCUCUUUUUGCAAAAAUACGACAUAGAAAACGCAAUCAUGCGACGAUGCGGUGAAUAUCUUGCACUUGAAGUGCCAGGAUUAGUAGAGAAGCGACCCUCCCUCCUUAUCGGUGAUAAAGCUAUAGUAUCUUUUCAGUGGGAUAGCUCUCAAGGGAAUGAAAAGUAUGAGGGUUUCAUUCACAAAAUCAGAAGCACGGAGAUCUUUUUGAAAUUUAACGAAAAGUUUCAUGAUAUGUACAAUAACGAGUAUUGUCAAGUGACAUUUAGGAAUGUGUAUACCACUAUUCAACGUAGCCAUAAUGCUGUUAACUUGGCUGUCAGUCGUCUUGGACCUGAUUUUCUAUUUCCUACCAAAGUAGUGCAAAAAGAACCGCAGUUCCAUUUGAAAGAGUAUGAGGACGAAGAGGAACCCACUCACGUGCAAGUUCGUUGCGAACGCAAUAAAUCUAACGAUUCCAGUUCUAACAAUAAUACAGCCUCUAACAAUACAAACAAUGUGUCUCCAAAAAUGUCGGUAGCGCAAAGACUUUCAAAAUUUGCUGAAUCGUCAGCUAAGAAACCAACAUCGCCGAGUACAAGCUCAGAAAUGAUUCAAAAUUGUGAAACAAAUCUGGUAAGAAACAUCGAUGAGAAUGGACGUAAUACAACUUCAAAGAUACAAAAUGGAUCGAUCGCUCACAGCGAUGAUGAACUAGAACCGUAUAUAACUCAAAUAAGGAAACGAAAGUUAAAUUGGUUCAAUCCAAAUCUGAAUUAUUAUCAAAAGGAAGCUGUGAGAAACAUAAUUUUGGGAUUAGCACGUCCAUUACCCUACGUUAUAUUUGGCCCGCCUGGAACAGGGAAAACGAUGACCUUGUGCGAGACGAUCUUACAACUUCUGGCCAUAGUUCCCGAAAGCAGGCUUCUCGUAGCAACACCGUCGAACAGCUCGGCAGACUUGAUAGCGGAACGCUUGUUGGACAGUAACAUCCUUAAACCAGGCGAUUUGGUUCGACUGGUAGCUCAUCAUUACACGGAUAGUGACGCUAUUCCUGAGAAACUGUUACCUUACUGUGCCACGGCAGAAUUAGCUGCGGAAGGAACAACCGAUAACUUCCAUCGGCACGAGAACGGAAUGAGAUUAAACUGCCCCAUGACCCUACUAGGUCGCCAUAGAAUUACCGUCGGCACCUGCAGCACGUUGGCAAUAUUGUACAACAUGGGUUUCCCCCGUGGUCAUUUCUCGCACGUUCUAGUCGACGAGGCGGGUCAGGCGACCGAGCCGGAGAUCAUGAUUGUCCUGACUUUCAUUCAUUCCGAUCACGGCCAGGUGAUACUCACGGGCGACCCAAUGCAACUCGGGCCCGUCGUACAGAGCAAACUGGCGAUGCCCUUCGGACUUGGCGAAUCAUUCCUGUCGAGACUUCUGCAUCAAUUUCCUUACCAGAGGGACCCUAUUAGAUUCAAGACCGGCUAUGAUCCCAGACUAGUCACGAAACUUCUAAUAAAUUAUCGGAGCUUACCACAGCUACUCGAUCUACCAAACAUGCUCUUUUACGAAUCAGAAUUACAGCCAUACGUAUCAUCUACGAAUAGUAUGGAAGCCGAACUAUUAGAGAGGUUGAAACCAGAACUGCCCGAGACAAGUGGCUCGACACCGACCAUAAUCUUCCACGGGGUCAAUGGUCAGAAUCACCAAGAUUCCGACAGUCCAAGCUGGUACAAUUCCGAAGAAGCGACGCAAGUGUAUCUCUAUUUAUUGAGAUUAUACAAAUACGGACUUACGCCGGAUGAUAUAGGAGUAAUAACUCCUUAUCUAAAACAGGUACACCAAAUCCGAGAUCUGCUGAUAGAGUUGGGCCUUAAAUUGCCGAAAAUUAGUAGCGUGGAAGGAUUUCAGGGACAAGAGAGGAAGGUGAUCAUUAUCUCGACUGUCAGAUCGUGCAACAAUCUAAUUGCUGAAGACGUCAAGCACGCUCUAGGCUUUGUCUCUUCGCCCAGGAGACUCAACGUCGCAAUCACUCGCGCUCGCGUUCUACUUAUUAUCUUAGGAAAUCCGAAAUUACUCGUUUUGGAUCCGUAUUGGAGAAGAGUUCUAACAUAUUGUAUCGAACAAGGAGGAUACACGGGAUGCACCUUUUUACCUUCGUAUAUAACAGAUCUUCAAAACGUAGAAAGUGUCUCGUAACAUAAUCACGUAAGUUGUAACUUAAACGGUGUCAAGAUAUUUAACAAUUACAAUUAUAUUACAAGUAUAAUUAUACUAAAUAUAAAUAUAAUAAUUAUACUUCUAAUAAAUAAUUAUAAUUUUGUUAGUUACAAUAUAACUGUCUGAAUAAGUAAGAACUGUGUGAACAAGUAAGAUCUCUUACGUGUUUACAUCCAAUAUUUCCAAUUUUAAAUUGAAACUACAGAAUUCUUUUCUAAAGUUCCUGAAUAAGGUAUCUAAUUUUUUUUGCUACUUUUCGCUAACACACGACAUAUGACCAUAAUUACAAUUUGAUGUUAAAGCUACAAUAUAAAGGUGUAAAUACACGUUUACGGUCGAGCUACCCAUUUUGACAAAUUAAAACUAUUCUUUUUUAAAGUCCCUGAGUAGGUAUCUAAUUUUUUUAUUUUUCGGACUUUUUGCUAACGCGUGA
Molecule: messenger RNA, 4519 nt
Organism: Vollenhovia emeryi
Lineage: Eukaryota; Metazoa; Arthropoda; Insecta; Hymenoptera; Formicidae
Gene: armi
Product: probable RNA helicase armi
Exons: 7
Coding region: 355-4065 (1236 amino acids)
Molecular function (GO): helicase activity
Source: RefSeq, a predicted model, not a curated record